Gorilla gorilla gorilla (western lowland gorilla) is the source of this 2910-nucleotide messenger RNA. It is a transcript of the gene EEFSEC, whose product is annotated as eukaryotic elongation factor, selenocysteine-tRNA specific. The record is from RefSeq and is a predicted model, not a curated record. Gene Ontology annotation, molecular function: GTPase activity; translation elongation factor activity; GTP binding. The transcript is spliced from 7 exons. NCBI's taxonomy places the organism in Eukaryota, Metazoa, Chordata, Mammalia, Primates, Hominidae. Gene Ontology annotation, biological process: selenocysteine incorporation. The coding region runs from base 72 to 1850 and encodes 592 amino acids.
GCGGCGACUACCGAGGGAGGUGAGGGGCGGGCCGGGCGGGUGUCCGAGGCGGCGGCGGCGGCGGCGGCGGCAUGGCAGGGCGGCGGGUGAACGUGAACGUGGGCGUGCUGGGCCACAUCGACAGCGGCAAGACAGCGCUGGCGCGGGCGCUAAGCACCACAGCCUCCACCGCCGCCUUUGACAAGCAGCCGCAGAGCCGCGAGCGCGGCAUCACGCUCGAUCUGGGCUUUUCGUGCUUCUCGGUGCCGCUGCCCGCGCGCCUGCGGUCGUCUUUGCCCGAGUUCCAGGCAGAGCCCGAGCCCGGCGAGCCACUGCUUCAGGUCACGCUGGUCGACUGCCCCGGGCACGCCUCCCUCAUCCGGACCAUCAUCGGCGGGGCCCAGAUCAUUGAUCUGAUGAUGCUGGUCAUCGAUGUGACCAAGGGGAUGCAGACCCAGUCAGCGGAAUGCCUUGUGAUCGGCCAGAUUGCCUGCCAGAAGCUGGUCGUGGUGCUGAACAAAAUAGACCUCUUAGCUGAAGGAAAGAGACAGGCAGCAAUUGAUAAAAUGACCAAGAAAAUGCAGAAGACCCUAGAGAACACCAAGUUCCGAGGUGCACCGAUUAUACCCGUGGCGGCCAAGCCGGGGGGACCAGAGGCCCCUGAAACUGAAGCUCCACAGGGCAUUCCAGAGCUCAUUGAGCUCCUGACGUCCCAGAUUUCCAUCCCAACGAGAGACCCCUCGGGACCGUUCCUCAUGUCUGUGGACCACUGUUUCUCCAUCAAAGGCCAAGGCACUGUGAUGACAGGGACCAUCCUUUCAGGCUCCAUCAGCCUCGGUGACAGUGUGGAGAUCCCUGCCCUCAAGGUGGUGAAGAAGGUGAAGUCCAUGCAGAUGUUCCACAUGCCCAUCACUUCAGCCAUGCAAGGAGACCGGCUGGGCAUCUGCGUCACCCAGUUUGACCCUAAGCUGCUGGAGCGCGGGUUGGUGUGUGCCCCCGAGUCCCUGCACACUGUCCAUGCGGCCCUCAUCUCUGUGGAAAAGAUACCGUAUUUCCGGGGGCCCCUGCAAACCAAGGCCAAGUUCCACAUUACAGUGGGCCAUGAAACAGUCAUGGGCCGGUUGAUGUUCUUCAGUCCUGCUCCAGAUAACUUUGACCAGGAGCCUAUACUGGACUCUUUCGACUUCUCUCAAGAAUACCUUUUCCAGGAGCAGUACCUGUCCAAAGAUUUGACACCAGCAGUGACAGACAAUGAUAAGGCCGACAAGAAGGCCGGCCAGGCCACAGAGGGCCAUUGUCCUCGGCAGCAGUGGGCCCUGGUGGAGUUUGAGAAGCCCGUCACCUGCCCUCGGCUGUGCCUGGUGAUUGGCUCCAGGCUAGAUGCGGACAUUCACACCAACACGUGCCGGCUAGCCUUCCAUGGCAUCCUGCUCCACGGGCUAGAGGACAGGAACUACGCCGACAGCUUCCUGCCCAGGCUGAAGGUGUACAAGCUGAAGCACAAGCAUGGCCUCGUGGAGCGGGCGAUGGAUGACUACAGUGUGAUCGGCCGCUCCCUGUUCAAAAAGGAGACCAACAUCCAGCUCUUCGUGGGGCUCAAGGUGCACCUGUCCACUGGGGAACUGGGUAUCAUCGACAGUGCCUUCGGCCAGAGCGGCAAGUUCAAGAUCCACGUCCCAGGUGGCCUCAGCCCCGAGUCCAAGAAGAUCCUGACACCCGCCCUCAAGAAGCGGGCCCGGGCUGGCCGUGGGGAGGCCACCAGGCAGGAGGAGAGCGCCGAGCGGAGCGAGCCCUCACAGCACGUGGCGCUCAGCCUGACUUUCAAGCGUUACGUCUUCGACACCCACAAGCGCAUGGUUCAGUCUCCCUGAGUGUCCGGUGACCUCCCCGAGGGCCUCCUUGCCCAGCCCAGUCCAGGCUGCUGUGCCAAAUCCCAACCAGCCAUGCCUCAGCCUCUCCCAGUCUCUCCCUGCAGUCCUGCAGCAGCAGCCCCCACCCCCAAGCUUGGUGCUGAGCCCUGGUGAGGAGCUGAGGGGGAUGGGUUGCCGGGGCCAGGAGGGUCUAUCCUCCAGCCCCUGCACACUCCCACCCAGGACAGCCCCCAGCCCAACUAGGAAAGGGCCAUGGGCAGAGGGCUGGUAGCCAGUAUCUUCCACUGCCCCAUCUGUUGGCCACCUGCAGGCCAGUCUCAACCCUCCGCCAGGUGGGCAGGCACUUGAUGGCUACAAAUAAAUGUCCCGUGGCCCCAGCCCACUCUACUGGUGUCUCUCUCUCUGUGACUUCACUAGGGCCGCCGCCCUCCCCAGCUGUGUUCCAAGGGGAAUCUCAGAGAAAUCCCAAGAGUUCCUGCCCAGGUUGGGGCCAGGGAAGGGACCCAAACUCAGAGUCUGUGGGCUGUGGGAGUCUGCAGAGUGUCUGCGCUUCUCAACCCCACUAGGUGGCUCCUGGGGCGCUCUGGGCCUUCAGGGAGAAUGGGGAUUCUCUGGGCAGCUGGGUCCAGAGAAGGUACCCACAGGGGAGUUGGGGAAUAGCAGGGUGCCUGGCCAGAGCGUCAGGCAGAGCAGGUGGAGGCUUGCUCCUCCACCCCAACACGAGGAGUCCCUCAGCCCCUGCCCUCAAGUUUGAGAACCACAUACUUCCCAGAAAGUGGAGGCUAGCAUGGUGAGGGCACCCUGCAGAGCCAUCUGCCAUCCCCUGCACCCACAGACCACCCUGCCUUGUAGCCCCAGGCUGUGGGGUACUCAGGAAGGGGUGAAUGGUGGAGUCAACAGACUGAGGGGAAAUCAAAGCUUUUAGAGACAUUUGUAGGAUGAACAGAUGUUCAAACGUUCCUUUAUUUGGUCUCCAGACAGACGCAGAGGCCUCCCUUUUAUCCCAGUAAUCGGUGCAUUAUGCUUUAAUUUGCAAAUGGCAUUAAAAAUAUUAACAGGG